Molecule: messenger RNA, 1977 nt
Organism: Clupea harengus (Atlantic herring)
Lineage: Eukaryota; Metazoa; Chordata; Actinopteri; Clupeiformes; Clupeidae
Gene: opn1sw1
Product: opsin 1 (cone pigments), short-wave-sensitive 1
Biological process (GO): visual perception; G protein-coupled receptor signaling pathway; phototransduction
Cellular component (GO): membrane
Molecular function (GO): G protein-coupled receptor activity
Source: RefSeq, a predicted model, not a curated record
AAGGUCUGUUACACUUGGCGCCCCAUAAAAUACAACAUAGCCUUUUCGUUAUCUUUUUUAUAAAAAUGACUUUAAUUGUACUACUGUACACCAUCAUACAUUGGUGUCCAACCAUUCAAUUACAUUUGUAUGCUUCACAGGAUCACAAAGGUUUUGUAAAACAUAAGGCAUUUACACCAUAGUUAUCAACAAUAUUCAAGGCUUUAAGGAGAGCCUCAAAGACCUUGACAAAAAGUCUUCUUAUCCCCUCCUUCCCCUUUCUUAACUAAUUGGAUUAGUCAGGUACUAUAGUGUUAAAGGGUAGAGAGUUACAAGCAUUCGCUAAUCCAAACAUUUGCUCCUGGAAGAUGAUCAGGAUUUACAAGAUCUUUCCCUCAUUUCUCUCUAAGUGGUUUAUAGUCCUAUAUAAAGAGUAUUCCCCCGCUGCCCUGGUGCAUUUCUCAUGGUUGCAGUUGACACGUGCAGGCAGCCGUAAAGAUGUCUAAGGACUUCUACCUAUACGAGAACAUCUCAAAAAUCAGUCCUUUUGAGGGCCCACAGUAUCACUUGGCUCCAAAAUGGGUGUUUUAUCUCCAGGCCGCGUUCAUGGGCUUUGUGUUCUUCUGCGGAACACCACUCAAUGCCACCGUGCUGCUCGUCACGGCUAAAUACAAGAAACUGCGGCAGCCUCUCAACUACAUCUUGGUAAACAUCUCUGUUGCAGGUUUGAUCUUCGAUGUGUUCUCCGUCAGCCAAGUGUUUUUGUCCAGCCUAAGAGGAUAUUUCUUUCUGGGUCACACGAUGUGUGCUCUGGAAUCUUCAAUGGGAACAAUAGCAGCCUUGGUAACAGCAUGGUCGCUUGCUGUCCUGGCAUUUGAGAGGUAUUUGGUAAUCUGCAAACCACUUGGGAAUUUUAAAUUUGGGACGAGCCAUGCCCUUGCUGGAGUGAGCUUCACCUGGGUGAUGGGUGUCGGGUGUGCUGUGCCACCAUUCUUCGGCUGGAGCAGGUAUAUCCCCGAAGGCUUGGGCUGCUCUUGUGGACCGGACUGGUACAUGACUGGCACAGAAUACAACUCGGAGAGCUACACGUAUUUCCUGAUGGUUACGUGUUUCUUUGCCCCCCUCCUCUGCAUCGUCUUCUCCUACUCACAGCUUCUGGGUGCCUUAAGAGCUGUGGCAGCUCAGCAGGCUGAAUCAGCAUCGACCCAGAAGGCAGAGAAAGAGGUGUCCAGGAUGAUCAUUAUGAUGGUGAUGUCUUAUCUGAUAUGUUACACGCCCUAUGCAAUAGCUGCAAUGUACUACACCCUUGAUCAUGAGUCAGAGAAGGAUUACCGUCUGGUUUCCAUUCCCGCUCUUUUCUCCAAGAGCUCCUCUGUUUACAACCCCUUUAUCUACUGCUUCAUGAACAAACAGUUCAAUGCAUGCAUUAUGGAGACCGUGUUUGGAAAGAAGAUUGAGGACGGUUCAGAGGUGUCCAAAACGGAGGUUUCUUCUGUGGCUUAGGAUACAAUUCAGAACUCCCUUGAUACACUCACUUGGAGAAACCAAAUUAUUCAAUUUCGUUCCUUUAAUCCGACUUUUAGCACAACACAGAAACCGAUGAAGUUAAAUUACAAAGUUCAAAAAUGUGAUUUCUUUGUUGUACAUUGAAUUUGUAUCGAAUUGGUCAUUCUAUGACAGAUUUUUAGAUUUGGAAGAUGUCACAUUAUUCAAAGACCCAAACUCAGCAAGCCCCAGGCAAGACACUGUGGUGUCCUGAUCAUGUUGGAUAUACAUGUACAUACAAUGCUUUGAUGACUUAAGAGGUUGAGUGAUGGUUUCUCUCGUGAACACUUCAACACAACGUCAUUUUUCUAUAGGCCUAUUUCGUUACAGAUAUUAGUAAACUGCAAUAAGAAAAUUUAAAAAAAGAAAAAAUAAUUUGUUUUCGUGGAACAUUUUUCUUUAAAAUGUUCAACUUCACAGAUGUUUUUGUUGAAUGCUGAGCAUGUGUCUUUC